CGGGAGCAAGAAGGAUGUCGUUGAAGCCAUUUACCUCUCCGUUGCCUGAAACAAGGUUUCUUCGUGCGGGCAGGCUGGUGUACAAGUUUAAAAUCCGGUACGGCAACUUCAACAGCGCUCCUGAUCUCGACAACACUGCAAGUGCUGCCAAGGAGUUAGAGGAAGCGAUUCGAGUCAUCCUUGGAAAUCUUGAUGAUUUACAUCUGUUUUCUACAGACCACUUCACUAUCUUUCCGUAUUUGAGUAAAUGGGAGAGAGUAUCGAAGAUGAGAUUCAAACAUGGGAAGGUCCAUCUUGUGCCUUAUCCCUACAUUUGCACUGUGUAUCUAGAACUCAACUCAUUUCAGCAAAACGUAUCUUGUGGUGAAGAAGUAAACAAGGGCAGCGAUGAGCUUGUCAAGAGAAGAAAGGAAGUGUCAGAAAGUCCUGCAGUGGAAGGAAGGGUGAAGAGGAGAAGAGUGGAAGUCGGAGCAGAGACCUCAUGCCCACAGUCGGGUAUGGACAGAACUGGAGCCGAGUGCGUUCACCAUAGGAGUAAAGCAAAGCCUGGAUUUGAAACGGUAAGCUACAGAAUAUUCAGAAGGAGACAACAGCAUCUGUUUAGUCCUGGAUUCUUAAAGUGGCAAGCAUCAAAAUGCUUCCAGGUAAUGUUUUUUUUCCCUUUUCACCUGCAUCACCUGCAUCGAGACGUUUGAUUCCUGCUCAUCAAACUUAGCCAAGGGAUGAGUUUGACCGGGAGAGGACACAAGCUUUUCUGACUGUCAAGCUAUGCACUCUAGGGGUGAGCUUAGCCUCUCAGAGCUGAACCUGAAGGAUGCCCUGCCUUGUCUUCAAGGCUCCAGUCCUCUUUUA
Gymnogyps californianus (California condor) is the source of this 852-nucleotide messenger RNA. RefSeq names its product membrane-anchored junction protein-like. Gene Ontology annotation, biological process: homologous chromosome pairing at meiosis; meiotic attachment of telomere to nuclear envelope. The transcript has 7 exons. NCBI's taxonomy places the organism in Eukaryota, Metazoa, Chordata, Aves, Accipitriformes, Cathartidae. Gene Ontology annotation, molecular function: DNA binding. Gene Ontology annotation, cellular component: nuclear inner membrane. Bases 15 to 695 code for a protein of 226 amino acids. The record is from RefSeq and is a predicted model, not a curated record.